Molecule: messenger RNA, 2694 nt
Organism: Knipowitschia caucasica
Lineage: Eukaryota; Metazoa; Chordata; Actinopteri; Gobiiformes; Gobiidae
Source: the annotation of a GenBank genome assembly
AUGGAGUACAAUAUUGAUUUCUACAGACAUUUUGCUUGGCUCAGAAAGGUGAACCUCCAAUCAGCUGGCAGCGCUGAGUCUUACCAGGAGCGCCUGUCCCGCCUAGAGGGAGACAAAGAGUCCCUGGUUCUGCAGGUGAGUGUGCUGACUGACCAGGUGGAGGCUCAGGGGGUGAAGAUCAGUGACUUGGAGAGUUCUUUAGAAGAACAUCAGCUGAAGCUCAACUCCACGGAGGAGAUGCUGCAGCAGAGCCAGCAGUCUCAUUCCAGGACAGAGUCUCAGAGCGCUGGGCUGGUGUACAUGAGGCUGUGCUCCGCUCUGUCUGGGCAGGUGAUUACAGCGAAACCAACUAACCACACCCCCACGUCUGCGAAGGAGCUGGUGCACAGGACGUCACUGGAGAAGCAGAAGCUGAAUCUCAUGGGGGAGGUGUCCUACCUGAAACUCAAGCUGGCAGACAUGGAGGCCAAACACCGCGACGGCAGCGAGAGGCACCACAAAGCAGAGAGUGUAGUGAAUUUUAUUAGUGAGCUGCAGGAGCAGAUGUGUAGGUUUCAGACGGAAAUAAAUAACAAGAUCCAAGAGAAAAAAGCCCAAGAGUUUCCAGCCCGCAGCUCUCCUGAAGCUUCCGCCGAGGGUCAGAGUCCACACAUGGGACCAUCCCGAGACCGGACCUCCGGACAGAGGCACAGGGCGCUGGGGGAGCGGAGGACUGCUGUCACAGUGGGACAGAGCAGUCCCCUCACACUGCCGCACUGCCACUGUGGAGGACAAAGUGGCUUACUCAAGGAGCUGAGGACCCUGAAGGACAAAGUGGAGCACCUGGAGGAGCAGAAGUUACAGUAUGAGAAGAAGCUCAGAGCCACAAAGGCUGAGAUGAGCAGCCUCCAGCAGCAGCUGAUCAGUAAGAACGCAGAGAUCCAGGGUUUGCACGCUCAGCUCCUAACGCAGCCCAGACUGACCACCGACGGCACAGACAAAGUGAACUUGUACAGGAAGAAGCUGAACAUCCAACAUAUUGAGCUGCAGAAACUGAGAGGGGGAAUGAAAACACUCAUAAUGGCAAAUGAGGAAAAGGAUCGACGUAUUGAAGAGCUCACUCUGCUGCUGAAUCAAUGCAAGAUCAGAGAGACGCCACACUCCACAAGACAAGCGCCACCUGCUGUUUUAACUCUAAAUGGGAGGACCUCAUCAAUUAGCAGUGAAGAAGAGAGGAACACUGACAUAGCCAGUGUACACUCUGAAGACCUCAAGUCAGAAAUUUCCACAAACAGUUCUUCCUCUCAACAGACAUCUCUAGGGUCAGUGCACAAAGAUGACGUGAGCAGAACAGAAGCCCUGCCCUCCUCAGGCAGCACAAAUGGAUCCACAACGUCACAAAAAUCGGCUCAGAGCGACAGCCAGAACAAGAUGGAGGCCAACAGCAUGGAGAGCAGCAGCAGUGAACUUCAGAAGUCUACAGAUGGAAGCGUGAACGGGGACUGUGUCCAAAAAAAAGCAGAAGAAACCCUUUCCGUUCACUCUGGGUCCAGCUCUCAGAUUGGCCAUCGUACUGUAGGUUCAGCAGAGUACAUGAAAAAUAACCGAAGCUUCAAGAAGUUUUGGGGAAAACUGCGUAGGACUCAAUCUGGAGGCCUUCAGGCAGGAGACUCAGAGCUCAGUGUGUUUCAAAGAGGAGGACUGCGAUCCACUGCAGGACCCCGACUGACGCGGACCCCAGAGUCUCAUGACUACCCACGCGACAUGAGCACUCCGUUUGGCCAGUGGAGCCCAGAGCAGGUGUGCAGCUGGAUGGAAGACUCUGGACUGGGACAUUACAUCAACUUCGCCAGACAGUGGGUAGAAAAUGGGCAGACGCUGCUCUCUGCUACGCCCCAGGACUUUGAGAAGGAGAUGGGAAUGAAAAACCCACUUCAUCGAAAGAAACUACAGCUGGCUUUAAAUGCAUUCAGCACCAAAACAAUCGAAAGGUCCUCAGAGUUGGAUCAUAUUUGGGUCACCCGCUGGUUGGAUGACAUUGGAUUGCCUCAAUACAAAGACGUGUUCCAUGAAGCCAGGGUAGAUGGCCGUGUGCUGCAAUACCUCACAGUGAAUGAUCUUUUAUCCCUAAAGGUCACCAGUCAGCUUCAUCAUCUCAGUAUUAAAUGUGCCAUUCAUGUCCUUCAUGUCAACAAGUUCAACCCUUUCUGCUUAAGACGGCGACCAGGAGACGAAAAACAGCCAUCUCCUUCAGAGGUGGUGCAGUGGUCUAACCACCGUGUGAUGGAGUGGCUUAGGGCAGUAGAUCUGGCAGAGUAUGCCCCUAAUCUGCGAGGCAGUGGGGUCCACGGCGGCCUCAUUAUCCUUGAGCCCCGCUUCACUGCAGAGACUCUGGCUAUACUCCUGAACAUCCCUCCUCAGAAAACCCUCCUGCGCAGGCACCUGGCCUCUGCCUUCUCUGCUCUGGUGGGCCCUCAGGCCACGCAGGAGAAGAGAGAGUACGGAAACGCAACAGGACAUAUGCCUCUCACUACCACAGCUAAAGUCAAGCCGAAGAAGAUGGGCUUCACUCAGUUCAGUCACCUCCGGAAGAGGAAACCAGAUGAUUCCGCAGAAUACAUUUGUCCUAUAGACACAAGUUCACACACGGUCGACCGAGGGGUCAGCCCCAGCUCAGAGAGAAGAGGGCCCAAUGGAAUAAAAGCCUCAGGCUGA